Messenger RNA from Cuscuta epithymum, 2197 nucleotides. The record is from the annotation of a GenBank genome assembly. NCBI's taxonomy places the organism in Eukaryota, Viridiplantae, Streptophyta, Magnoliopsida, Solanales, Convolvulaceae.
UAAGCCCCUCAUUCGAACUCCCAAGGAUAAGGGAGAAGAAGAGAGCCACACAACCAAGAAAGCAAGAGAAAGGGGAAGCUGCCGCAGGUUCGUUCUCCAGUGCGUAAGGUUACUUGUUUGCUUCAUAUCUCGAGUUAUACACAUCCAAAUAAGGCGUGCGAGAUACCCACAGAAAGCUCUCAAGACGAGGAAUCCGUGAAGGUCUGGUUUGCAUCAAUCGGAGUAGUGGAAGGUUUCCAAAUCGUCCGAGCAAAACACAACCUCGCGGAAUACGUUUUUGUAUUCAAAGUUAGGGAACGAAUUCAUCGGGAAACACUCGUUCUAGGGACUGUUUUUGUGUCUUCGGUUAGGAGUUGAACUAGCACUUUGAGGGGGCUGUCUAACACUCAAUUCCAAGCAAGGAAUCAGUUCUCAAACUUCCUUGGCCGGGACUUUGGUCAUUGGAUCAAGAAGGAAAGGUUUUAAAGCUCAUUGGAGGUUGAGGCUAGAGCUUGCUUCCUGUGCUCGUUGCUCGAGAGAUCAUAUAGGAGGGAAGACUUGCGAUGGAGGGUGAUGGUGGUAUUAUGAAUAGGGAGAACUCGGAAGGGUUUGCACCGGGUGGAACCGGGCAUGCCAACCGAGAAAAGCCCUUAGGACCAAAGGUGCACGAAACUCUUGAAGCUCAAAUCGUGAGUGGUGGUCAUGUUAAGACCAAGGAAGAAUCACCUUGUUAUGGCAAAACUGAACCACUCAAGGCUUCGGGUGACGAAGGAGAUGAUUUGAGUGAUGAGGACCUUGAUGGUGCACCCAUUGAACAAAUGGGCAUGGUCAUAGAUUGGCUUCAACGUGAACGUGUGAGGCUUAUACAAAAACGCCAAGCUAGGCAAGCUGAGGGCAUACCAUUAGUAAGGAAAAGGAAGCGGGGAGACAACGAUUCCCAAAGACAUUCAAGAAGGAAAAACGUUGAGGGUGACAAAACCUUCAGGGCGCAGACACUAUCACUUGAGUGGAGUCGAGGCUUGGGUGGCCCGAACUCGAGGUCAAAAGGUCCGAGGGUACCUAAGUGCAACAAUUGCAAGAAACACCACUCGGGUAAGUGUCAGGACCCUCCCAGGUGCUAUCAAUGCACAGAGGUCGGGCACACGAGAGUGAGUUGCCCACAAAUGGUGCAAAACCAAACUUCGGGGUCAAGUGGUGGAACUACAAGAAAUGAAAACCAAACCGAGGUUUCUCAAGGGAGCAGGGGACAUGGGGGAGCAAGCACGAGCAACGCGCCAUCCGUGAACCAAGGAAGGACCCAAGCUAGGGUCUAUGCGAUGACGGAGGCGGAUGCUCAAGCUAACCUGGAUUCCGUUGAAGGUUUGGUGAAAUUCCGGCGCCGAUUUUGUCAUGGGAUUUUGGGGAUGUUCCGUUACGAAUUUGGACAUGAUUCCUUCACCAAAGUUGUAGAUAAUGAAGUCUUCUAUCCACCAAAACUUCAAUGACGUGAUUUUAUUCAGCCAAUCAAAAGAUAUGGGUACAACACUGAGAGUGGAUCGCGUUUUACCCUAGCGAGAGCUGAGGGGUUGGAAUUUCGCCGGCGAAGUCUUCGUAAUCUUCGUGCGGCGCUGGGUAUCGACGCGGCUAUGGCGUCAUUUUUGUGUGGCUUGGUCAAUUGUGGUAGCAAGGCGAUGGAGGACGGUUUAGACGGCAGUCGCAAGGAUGGCCGUGACCGAGAGGAAGAGCAGGUGGGUGAUCUACGAAUAGAUGAUGUGGGACUUCUGAAUCCGACCCCAGUGCCACAAUGAGAGAGGCAAUCAAUCGAGCGACGAAGGUCCGGCCUCCUCCUGAAUCACCGCCAGGGAUUGCACGAGGUGUUAGGGUUCAAGACUUUUACUUUGCUUAUUUAGUUUUUCUUAUGUUUUGUCCUCCUUCGAUGAGACUUUAUUAUUUUGUCAUUUGGUUUCUCGCUACUGUCUAUGUUGUUAGAUGUGUCAGUCUGUUUGGGAUUUUAGCUUUUGUCCAGGUCAUUGGGUAUGUUUGGAUCUUUGGAGACAGGGAUGGUUGUGCCAAGCCCGUUACAUGGUUAGCGAUUCGUGUUGCUCUUUCAGGGGUGACCGUCUCUGAGUCUCACCAUAGGGUUUACGGUCAUAGUCGUUGGUGUCAGAUUUGUUUUUCAUUUCAUUGAUGUAAUGAUCCUGAAACUUAUGAUAUGAAUAAAGGCUAGUUUCGUUAAAAA